UAAGCAAAAUUUUAUAACAGAGGUUUCAUUGCUGUUUUGCUGUGCGGCAAGGCAACUGGUUUUUGCAGGCACACAAGACUUUGUGAACUGAACUUCAUUAUAAGAAAAACUUUCCUCUUCAUGUUAAAACCAGGCGGGCAAAAUUGUCGGCACGGCCAGUCAAUUCGCCCUUGUUAUUUGUAGAAAUUAUACCCAAACUUAGUUGUUCUUUCUUGACACUUCAAUACAGUUUAGUAAAGCUUGUUUGUAAACUAUCUUGUCAUUAUCUCCAUGAGAUUACAGCAGGGGUUUCAAUCAAAGCAGGCUUUUCUUCAAAGUUUACAAUGAACUGGUUGCAUUAGUGUGACAUUUAAUCUAAAAUUAGCUGAGGAGGCAUAUGGCAAUAUGCAAUUAACUUGCAUAUUGCAUACAAUAUUGCAACACUUGCAUAUAGUUUUUUCAUAUUCUUGUCUCUAAACUAAAACGCAAUUUAAAAAAAAGUCACAGCAUUUUUUAGAUUUUGUUUUUCUGUCGCCAAUUCUAUAGUUAGCUUAGAACGUGAGGAAGAAAACUUGUAUGUUACACACAAUAUUGCAGUGCUUAUUUUUAUCAUUAUUAAUGAUCCAUACCUGUUUAUAUUUAUUAUUUCUUACUUUCUUAGCAGCGAUCAACGACAUUACAGGAUUUGUGAAAAUUAUAUUUUGAGGUGGCUUGAUAUAGGCAUAGGGCUGUUGUGAUACCUUGUUGUCUUUUUUAACAUCGUAAGCAAAACAGAAAUCAAGCCUUUCUUUGGCACAGCUCAAUGUUUAAGAAUUCAAAAACUUUGCUUCCAUUAGACUUACUGUUAUUUUUGUGGUAAAAAAAAACAGCAGUAAUAAAAACAAAGCUUUCUUUACUCCAGACAGAAGAUAAAUUAAGGAUUUUCUGGGUAUUAAGAUAAGUCUAUCUUUCUGGUCGGCACCUUGGUAUUGUCAUUAGUUCUGUUAAUUCCACAUGCUAUUGUCUUGUUUAAUGUCUAGAAAUCUUGUUUCUGUACUCAGGAAUGUCUGUAAAUUCAAACGUUCAAAGCUAAUAAUAGUCAGCUAAAGAUCUUAUCAUAAGUUAAAAACGUACUUUUAGUUAAUUUAAUUUAGAGUUUUCUUUAUUAUCCAUUUGAGCUAAAAUUGCUUACUCUUCAAGUGGUAACAUUACAACAAACUCCAUAAAAUUGAACUAACGACAGGCUUCAUGAUCAGUGUAAAUCUUGAUUCAAAAUAAUUUUGUUGAUUUUCUUUGUUUGAUUUCCCACAGUGAUCAAUAUUUAUCAACAAGUCUCUUUGUUCCCAAUCUCUCUUACUGUGUGCAUAUGACUCUAAGAGAUGAUGUUUUCAAGUUGAUGAUUCUCCUUAUUCUCAUCACCUGCCUGCAUGACAAUAAUUUAAGGGGAAAUUACAUUUUGAUCAUUCCUGGGUUACAGGUCAAGGACAACAGGAAAGGUGUUACCUAACAAAGCCAUAAGGGCUUCCACAUUGAUAAACCUAUUACUUUGUUCUACUAGACAGUAUUGCUGUUCAAUAUGUGAAGGGUGUUACAGUAGUUUUUCUUUCCAUCUAAGUUUUUCUAUAUAAUAUUAUGUUAUUGAAGUCAGUUCUAAAAAUAAAUUUAUGUUAAAGAAGUAUUUUGGUUUGCAUGUCAAGUGUGAGUUUAAUUUUAUGUGUGCAGUGGAGCAUGAGAUUUCUAUUCAGUGUUAAAGAAAGGACCGUGGUUUUGAUUGCAUGAUGUUUUGACAUAAGCUGCUUAUUAGUAUGCAUAGUUAGAGCUAAUUAUUGAAGCUCAAAGUCUCACAUUACGGCAGGUUCCGCGUGUUCAUCUUGUGAAUUUGUGGCAAAUUUGUUCUGAUCAUCAAUUGGGAAAUGUUGAAUCGAAAACAGAUCCUAACCCUCACAUUUUGAAAGUGUGGCUUUUAACACAAAAAUGAAGAACUUAUUGAGAGCAUGUACAGGUUUCAGUGGGAGCAAGACAACAGCAGAAACUUCGCAUGUUGAUGGAGUUGUGGAAAAUGGUUUUGUUGAUUCUGGUGAUUACCAAUGUGAGGACAUCACAUUAGAACGGGGCACAACAGGCCUUGGUUUUAGUAUUGGUGGUGGAAAAGAUAACCCUCACAUUGAUAAUGACUUUGGAAUUUACAUCACAAGGAUUAUCAAAGGAGGUGCCGCUGCAGAGGAUGGCAGGCUGGUUGUUGGAGACUGUAUUGUGGCUGUGAAUGGUGUAUCAACAGUGAAUGUGUCUCAUCAGCAGGCAGUGGAAGCAUUGAAGGCUGCUGGUGGUGUUGUCACUUUGACAUUAAAGAGAGAGAAAGCUAAACCAGUUACUGGAAAACAGCAGACAGAAGAAAUAGUAUUAACUAAAGGAACCAAGGGUCUUGGUUUCAGUAUUGCAGGGGGAAAGGGAAAUCAGCAUGUGCCCGAUGAUGACGGCAUUUAUAUUACCAAGAUAAUUGAUGGUGGCGCAGCUCAAAUGGAUGGCAGACUGCAAGUUGGAGACAAGAUUGUCAGGGUUAAUGACACGUCGCUGGAGGAUGUUACACAUGAAGAUGCUGUUGCCACUCUGAAGAAGACACAGAAUAAAGUUGUGAUCGUUGUAGCCAGAGUGGGUAUGAUGAAUGCUGAAUCAGUGACACCUCCCCCACAAUAUCAAGAGGUUGUCAAUUCUAGUCCACCUCCCCCACCAUCUCCUCCCAGGGACGAGAAACCAACACAGCCCUCACCACCCGUGCAAGAAGAAUUCACACCAAGUGAACAAACAAAUAGUUUGCCGAGAAAACCACAAGCGCCUGCAGUGCCAGAGGAUGAUGGUUUUACCAGGGAACCUAGGAAGGUGGUCUUGAACAAGGGACCCACAGGCCUCGGGUUCAACAUUGUUGGAGGCGAAGACGGUGAAGGGAUUUUUAUCUCGUUCAUUUUGGCUGGAGGCGUGGCUGAUUUGAGCGGAGAACUUAGAAGAGGAGAUCAGAUUCUAUCGGUGAAUGAUGCGGAUUUGGAAAACGCGACACACGAGAAAGCAGCAGCUGCCUUGAAAGGCGCCGGUAACACGGUGGCGAUUUUAGCGCAGUAUAAACCAGAAGAAUACAACCAGUUUGAAGCGAAAAUUCACGAUAUUCGUGAAAAGAUGAUGAACAGUGGCAGUCCGGGAACUCUUCGUACUUCUGUUAAGCGACAGCUUUAUGUUAGGGCCCUGUUUGACUACGACAAAACGAAGGACAGCGGUCUCCCCAGCCAGGGUCUCAGUUUCAAAUAUGGCGAUAUUCUUCACGUGACCAAUGCCAGUGAUGACGAGUGGUGGCAGGCGAGACGACUGAAUGCUAUGGGGGAGGAAGAGGGGAGAGGUGUCAUCCCCAGUAAGAGAAGAGUCGAGAGAAGAGAAAAGUCAAGAAUGAAGACAGUUAAAUUUUCAAGAAACAGCGAGGAAAACAAGACCAAGACUUCAUUCAAUGAAGGCUCGGGAGCCGGCCGCAAGCGCAGUUUCAAGUUUUCCAAGAAGCUGCCAUUCUUUAAGAAAGAAUCCGAAAAUGAGACGACCAGCGACGUAGAACCAAGCUACACAUCAAACGCCAGCGACAGUGAAAGCAGCUACAGCGCACGCGCUGAGGAGAACAUUCUGUCGUACGAGGCUGUGGUGCAACACGAGUUACAGUACACCAGACCUGUAAUUGUACUGGGGCCGCUUAAGGACAGGAUUAAUGAUGACCUCAUCUCUGAAUUCCCGGAUAAAUUUGGCAGUUGUGUACCCCAUACGACACGUGAGAGGAGAGACUACGAGGUGGAUGGACGUGACUACCAUUUCGUGACAUCACGCGAGGAGAUGGAGCGAUCAAUUCAGAACCACAUGUUUAUCGAAGCGGGUCAAUAUAACGAUAAUCUUUAUGGAACCAGUGUGCAAUCAGUAAAAGAAGUCGCCGAAAAGGUAGUAGCAUCUUCUAGUUGUUCGUUUGUGUGUAAAAUAUUAGCAGUGCUUCAUGUCGCUUUGUUUGUGACGUGAGCAGUAGUAAAGGUGAAAGAAAGACUACCGCGAGAAAACUGAGGUGUGUUUUACCUUAGAAAAAAGCGCAAGGUGUUUUUUCUGUCGCCUUCCUCUUUAAUUUUUUAAUUUCUUAUUUUUUUUUAUUUUUUUCUUCUCCAAUGCGUUCGCCGUUUUUCUACC
This is a messenger RNA of Orbicella faveolata, 4158 nucleotides long. Its product is annotated as disks large homolog 1-like. NCBI's taxonomy places the organism in Eukaryota, Metazoa, Cnidaria, Anthozoa, Scleractinia, Merulinidae. Gene Ontology annotation, cellular component: neuron projection; postsynaptic density membrane; basolateral plasma membrane. Gene Ontology annotation, biological process: chemical synaptic transmission; regulation of postsynaptic membrane neurotransmitter receptor levels; establishment or maintenance of epithelial cell apical/basal polarity. Gene Ontology annotation, molecular function: protein kinase binding. The record is from RefSeq and is a predicted model, not a curated record.